Messenger RNA from Exophiala mesophila, 642 nucleotides. RefSeq names its product signal peptidase I. Gene Ontology annotation, molecular function: serine-type endopeptidase activity. The transcript has 2 exons. The record is from RefSeq and is a predicted model, not a curated record. Gene Ontology annotation, cellular component: mitochondrial inner membrane peptidase complex; membrane. NCBI's taxonomy places the organism in Eukaryota, Fungi, Ascomycota, Eurotiomycetes, Chaetothyriales, Herpotrichiellaceae. The coding region runs from base 1 to 642 and encodes 213 amino acids.
AUGCCAACCAUCCUCCGACGAAUCUUGUCUUCAAGAACGAAAACACCCCAAAUUCAAACCAGUACACAUCGCACACCAGUUAGCUAUGUUAUACAAAUGGUGACAGCAGGUGUUGCGAUCUGGGCCUCGACCGCAUUGAUCAGUCACCAUGUAAUUACCACAUCUAAUUCCAUCGGCCCAUCCAUGUACCCAAGCAUGCCCGAAACCCUCUCCGUGAACAUAAUAUCCCGACGGCAUCAAAAAGGCAAAAACAUCCGACUCGGCGACGUGAUUAUUUUCGACAGUCCUAUCUUCCCUCGCGGCAGCGCAUGUAAACGUGUCGUCGGUAUGCCCGGGGAUUACAUCUUGCGCGACGAAGCACAGAGUCCGAAUGUGGCGGGCGCGGUUGUUUAUGGUGGAGGAAGUGGCCAGAACGAUAAAAAAGAUAAUAGAGCUGAGCCGUUAAUGGUGCAGGUUCCAGAGGGGCAUGUUUGGGUGGCGGGUGAUAAUUUGCCUUAUAGUCGAGAUUCAAGGUUUUAUGGUCCUGUGCCAAUGGCGUUGAUUACGGGCAAGUUGUUGUAUAAUGGAGAUGGGUGGUUUAAUUGGAGAUCGUUUAGAAAGGAGCAGCUGGUGAGGGUGGAUGAGUUGGAAGAGUUGGGUUGA